Marmota monax (woodchuck) is the source of this 1410-nucleotide messenger RNA. Its product is annotated as olfactory receptor 6C74-like. The record is from RefSeq and is a predicted model, not a curated record. The coding region runs from base 1 to 1410 and encodes 469 amino acids. NCBI's taxonomy places the organism in Eukaryota, Metazoa, Chordata, Mammalia, Rodentia, Sciuridae. Gene Ontology annotation, biological process: G protein-coupled receptor signaling pathway. The transcript is spliced from 3 exons. Gene Ontology annotation, cellular component: membrane. Gene Ontology annotation, molecular function: nucleic acid binding; zinc ion binding; G protein-coupled receptor activity.
AUGGGGUUUAGAAAUGAGACAACCAUGUCAGAGUUCACCUUGUUGGGGUUUCCUGCAGUCCAGCAUCUGGGAAAGGUCCUCUUCCUGGUGCACCUGCUGGCAUACCUAGCCUCAAUCACAGGAAACAUGUUUGUAAUCACCAUCACCUGGACUGACCAUCGCCUUCAAACACCUAUGUACUUCUUCCUCAGCAGUUUCUCUUUCUGUGAAUUCUGUUUCAUCACCACAGUUAUUCCUAAAUUGCUGUCCAUCUUUCUUUUAGGACAGCAAACAAUUAAUUUUACAUCUUGUCUCACACAAGCCUUUUCUUUUUUAUUUCUUGGGUCAACAAUUUUCUUCCUCAUGACUGUGAUGUCCUUGGAUCGAUACCUGGCCAUUUGCAAGCCUCUACACUACCCAGCUAUCAUGACCCUGAAGGUUUGUUUCCUUCUGGUGUUUUUCUGCUAUAUCUUGUCCUUCAUUUUUAUCACUGGUGUGAUCCUGAAGGUUUCCCAGUUAUCCUUUUGUGGCUCCAACAUCAUACCUCAUUUCUUCUGUGACUUAGGCUCCUUAAUCCAUCUCUCCUGUUCUGAGACCAGAUCUAUUGAAAUGCUGGCCUUUGGUAUAGCUUUGUUUAUCCUUUUUACAUCCCUCAUUAUAACCAUCAUUGCAUAUAGCAACAUAGUAGUCACAAUCAUGAGUCUUCCAUCAGCCAAGGAGCGACAAAGAGCUUUCUCCACCUGCUCUUCUCACCUCUUGGUCCUUUCACUGAUGUAUGGCAGUUGUGUCUUCAUAUAUGUAAAACCAAAGCAAGCGAGCAGGCUGGACUCCAACAGGGAGGCUGCUCUUGUGAACACAGUGGUGACCCCACUACUGAACCCUGUGAUUUACACCCUGCGCAACAAGCAGGUCCACCAGGCUCUGAGGGAUGCUCUGUCCAGGGUGAAAUUGCAUAGGUAUCAAAGGAAUAGAAUACCGGGUAUUUGCCCACGAUGCCGUAGAGGGAAACAUUGGGCUAAUGAAUGCCAUUCUCAAACCACCAUAGAGGGUAUUCCGUUAUCAAAAAACAGACAAGGACCAAGUGUUUACCCACAAUAUCGUGGAGAAAGACAUCAGGCUCCAUUGCCAAAAAACGGACUGGAGGGCCCAAUGCUCCGGGGCCCAAAACCACAAAUAUACGGGGCAGUGGAGGAACCCAGCAACACCAUCAAGGUAGUGCCCAGGGCGCAUUAUCCAUUAAAUCCCUCAUCAGACAAACUAGAGGGAGCGCAGGGUUGGACAUCUGCGCCUCUGCGACAACACUCCAAGGAAUUAACAAGGGAACAACCACAUAAGAGAGAAAUCCUGCUUCCUCAGUUCAGAAUAGGCACCCUGGAGGGCUGCUCCUGGAACUCUGACUACCAGUCUGUUGCUGUUUCUCUUGAGUACUAA